Populus nigra (black poplar) is the source of this 1010-nucleotide messenger RNA. Its product is annotated as transcription factor SRM1-like. NCBI's taxonomy places the organism in Eukaryota, Viridiplantae, Streptophyta, Magnoliopsida, Malpighiales, Salicaceae. Gene Ontology annotation, molecular function: DNA binding. Bases 209 to 880 code for a protein of 223 amino acids. The record is from RefSeq and is a predicted model, not a curated record. The transcript has 2 exons.
ACUGCAAAAGCAUCUCCUCAAGCAAAUACAUUACACACAACGUGUUAAAUAUGCGCUUGCCGAAAGUUAACGUUAAUCCUAUAAACAAUCAAACAAACAAUUUAACCCCUCCCUCUCCCUCUCCCUCUUCAAAUUUCCAGACAUAAAAGCCGGCGGCAAGGCUAGAAGUAAGAACACAAAUCCAUCAGACAAAUAGUAAUAAUCGACGAUGAGUAGCCAUCUCUCCUCUUGGUCUCGGCUAGAAGACAAGCAAUUCGAGCAGGCCCUUGUUUUGUUCCCUGAGGAAACGCCAAGACGGUGGGAAAAGAUUUCAAGCUAUGUUCCUGGAAAGAGUUGGCGUGAAGUAAGGAAACAUUACGAGGAUUUGGUUCACGAUGUCUUGGAGAUUGACUCUGGACGAGUUGAGGUGCCGGUUUAUGAUCAGGAUGAGUUGUGGGGCGACUCGACUACGAGUUUGGGUGGUGCUGCUGCUGAGUCUAGAUCAGGAAAGGAGAGAGAGCAUACAGAGAGGAGGAAAGGAACUCCUUGGACAGAAGAAGAGCACAGGCUGUUCUUGAUUGGACUGCAAAAAUAUGGGAAGGGAGAUUGGAGGAGUAUUUCAAGAAAUGCAGUUGUGUCAAGAACACCUACACAGGUGGCCAGUCAUGCCCAGAAGUAUUUUCUUCGUCUAAACUCAGUGAAGAAGGAAAAGAAAAGGUCUAGCAUACAUGACAUUACUGCAACUAAUGCGACCCAUUCAAUGGCACAAACCAAUCAUGAUCCAAUUUGGAAUUUUGAGCUGAUGGACCAAUCGGUGGAUGAACCACUGAGCCGCCCAGCAAACUUUUUCCAUGAUCAAGGAAACCCAACAGCCUAUCAAGGGUUCGGAUUUCCCAUGUGAUUGAAGAACGGGAGUUGGAUAUCUUGUAAACUUUACUUUGUAGUCUAAACUGAAGCAACCAGCUAGCAAGGUCCAGUAGGGACUAGAGAUAUGAAAAAAGAAAUUAUGGAUAUUUAUUUAGUUUGUGAAA